AUGGCAAAAGGAAUUCCAAAACCUAAACGGUCGCCCGUCUGUAAAAUUUCAUUUGGCCAAGUCUCCAAAUCCAUAAGCUUUCAUAGACUUAACUGUUAACUGACAUCUUAUAGCUAGUAUAUUUCCUCUUGGCUCUUGUCCUCUGGCUAUUAAUAAACUGUGGACUAACAGAUGGAACUCCCAGCACCAGAAAGAAAGAAGAAAUCUUAUCUUGUUUUGUUUGAUUCCACUCAAUCCUCUAAAUUCAGCAGCAGUCAUAACUCAGAAACAAAGAGACAGAAAAAGAGAAGAAGGUAGAACAACACUGGGCGCCGAGAUAGCCGCCGCCCGAGGUAGGGAGAGAACGGGAAGAGAUGGGAAUGGCGGCUUUGAAUGUGGCGUCAUCACCGCCGUCGCCACUCUGCAGCUUCUCUUCCAUACACAGUCUGAACAACCAUGAUUAUUAUAAUAUUAACCAUGCAAAUUGCUCACAUUCUGCAAGUGAAUGGGUCUCCACUAAGGUUAACAAGAAUAAUUGUAAAUUCCUUCCGUUCCCUUGUUCUUAUCAUUCCUCUGUUCCAUCGACGAAACCCAAAUCCGCAGUCUCUCGGAUGCAACCUAAUCUCUCAAAAUCAGGUGGCCAUGGAUGUUCAUGGAUUCAGGGCAACUCCAUUCACGUGCAUCAGAUUCCCAUUUCCAGCAAAAACUGGAGAAGGGGUUCAGUGGAUUCAGCUUUACCAUCUGCACCUGUAGAAGUUGCUUCUGUGCAGAACUUUUUCGAGUACAUAUGCGCAGGUCCACUUAUUGGCAAGAUGGGUUUGACUUCAGAUACAAUUGCUGAGUCCAUUGACAAGUGGAUUCUCUAUGGAUCCCUCUUGAGCCGGUUGUUUCAGCUCAAUGACAUGCACCUCACUGAUCCUCAGAAAAAAAGGUUUUACCACUACUAUAUCCCGGUUUUUUUAUGGUGUGAGAAUCAGAUUUCCAAGCACGCUUCCCAGUUCAAAGAUGGAGAAGACAUACCUCCCCUAGUGAUUGGUUUUAGUGCGCCUCAAGGUUGUGGAAAGACUACUCUUGUUUCUGCUCUUGCUCAUCUCUUUGAUGUCACUGGAAGGAAGUCCGCGACAAUAUCAAUAGAUGAUUUCUAUUUGACGGCAGAGGAUCAGGGUAAGCUGAGAGAAGCAAAUCCGGGAAAUUCACUUCUAGAGUUACGUGGAAAUGCUGGGAGCCAUGAUCUUCCAUUCUCAGUUGAAACACUGACUUCUCUUUGCAAAAUGACUAAAGAAGGUAUGAAGAUGAAGUUACCUCGCUAUGAUAAAUCUGCAUAUAGUGGUAAAGGCGAUAGAGCCGAUCCUUCUGCCUGGCCAGUUGUUGAAGGACCAUUAACGGUGGUUCUGUUUGAAGGUUGGAUGCUUGGGUUCACACCCCAACCUGUAGAAGCUGUUCGAGCUGUUGAUCCACAGUUGGAGAUAGUGAACAAGAAUCUCGAAGCAUACUAUGAUGCAUGGGACAAGUUUGUGGAUGCUUGGGCAGUCAUAAAGAUCCAGGACCCAAGUUGUGUUUACCAAUGGCGACUGCAGGCAGAGAUUGCUAUGAGAGAAGCAGGAAAACCUGGGAUGACUGACGAAGAGAUUGAGGACUUCGUUUCCAGGUACCUGCCGGCAUACAAAGCUUAUCUACCUGUACUUUACGGUGAAGGACCAAAGGGGUCGACUCCUGAGAAUCUCCUGGUUAUUGAAAUUGAUGAAGGCAGGAAUCCCAUUCUGGAGAACUAGCUAGUUAAUAUUAUCUGGAAGGAAAAAUGCUGCGAAUUUGAGUCAAUUUUAUGAAGAUUUCCUGUUUCGUUUUCAUUUGAAAACUCAGGUUUAUGCUAUUCGUUGUUAAACAAUCUAGAAACUUAUACGAGAUAUGAGUCCAAGAAGGAUGGGGAGAGAUGAUUACCCACUAUGCGAACGAUUAGCCCCCUAAACCACAAUGUCCCACAGCACACAAUGUAGAUAGCUGCAUCUACUUCCUUCGUUGGCUGCCCAGGGGGACAUGUUGCUAUUGAGGCUAUGCACAAGUGUCGUCUCUAGAGUUUAAUGAUUGUUAUGAUUAUGGUCAGUCCUUGCUGAUGGAGAAGCAAUUAUAAGUGUGGGGUAAAUUGAAGACACUUGAAAAUUAGCAAUUAUAAGCAAUAACUAAAGUAGAUAUAUUUAUGUAGGGCAUGCGGAAUACGAUUAUUGAUGAUAGUUUAGGUGAUUUAGUUUUUGCGUCAGGUUAUUUUUGUAGUUCCAAGACCUAUAUCAAUAUGUGCCCGAGUAAGUUCACUUGAACAUGGAUGUUAUCUUCAUAGGGGACUGGUGUAGUGGGAAAAAUAAACUUGAAAAAAGUAC
Molecule: messenger RNA, 2351 nt
Organism: Linum trigynum
Lineage: Eukaryota; Viridiplantae; Streptophyta; Magnoliopsida; Malpighiales; Linaceae
Source: the annotation of a GenBank genome assembly